Molecule: messenger RNA, 1755 nt
Organism: Leishmania braziliensis MHOM/BR/75/M2904
Lineage: Eukaryota; Euglenozoa; Kinetoplastea; Trypanosomatida; Trypanosomatidae
Exons: 1
Coding region: 1-1755 (584 amino acids)
Source: RefSeq, a predicted model, not a curated record
AUGCUUACAGAACGACGUCCUCCUCUGUGCUUAGUGCCCUUCACUGCUUUCCUCGUCCGCUUCUUCGCUCCUUCACACACACUCGCCCCACACGGACCCACCGCCAUGUCGGCUAUGCCUCCCCGAAAGCCACAGAGGGAGGAGGGCAGUGGGAAUGUAAACGCGGAAGACGUCCAAAAGCUCCCAUGGACGGCCUCGAGCGACGGCGGCGGCGCAGUCCACAAGUCCUGGAUGAUGAGCUACUGGGACGACCUGAUGAAUGAGGAGAUGGACAUGCGCCAUGCUCCCAUCCUCCUUCCGUGGCGCAUUGGCCUCUUCCUGCUGACGAGCACCAUCACUCAGAACAUGAACUACGUUCUCGACUCUUUUGCCACGAUGGGCUACUUAUCGUGGACGGAGGCGCAGCAGAGGCAAUUUUACUCGCUGUGCUACAACAUGCUCUACCUGGGCCCGGUGUUUGGUCUGAUUGUCGAUAUGAUUCGCGUGAAACGCGAGCGCUUCCGCCCCGUCAUCAUAAUCGCCUGCGUCAUCAACGCCAUUGUCUGCUUUGUCUGCUUUGCAACGAAGAACAUCCAAAACCAGUACAGCAGCGUGCUCGUGCUCGUCUGGAUUAUGCAGGUGGCGACGAUGUUCAUCUACAUGCCCAUGAACGCUGUCGUGAUUAACUACGGCAACCGCCUUGUGGAGUCGCCUGGUGAAACGUCAGCCCGUAUUGGCGGUCUGAUGGCGCAGGCGAUGGUGUGGCGCACGGCAGGCUCUCUGAUCCAGACCAUCUUCUACCAGUUUGCCUACGGCAACCCGGCGCAGCCGCACGUCAACAACCGCUGGAUGUGUCUUAUCGCUGGCAUCUGCUGCUGCGUGCUGAUUCUGCAGGUCCUCUUCCUCACGAAGCGGUACUACUACACGGACUACCGCAGGGUCGAUAUCCGCAACUCGGAGCCCGUUGCCUUCUACCGCAAUACGCUUAACGUGACCAAAAUGGCCAUUUCCCCUCACAAGGAGGCCUUUGGCGGGAAAUUCAUGUUCACCCUGUGCUUCACGUUCAUCUACUUUAUGCUGCCCGACGCGCUGAACAACACCAGGUUCUCCUUUGAAUAUCAGUUCACCAAAACCUUCUCGCUGGGUGUCAGCCAGGCAAACUCCAUCCUGGGCUCUCUCGGCGCCCUGCUCGGUGCACUGGCGUACGCGUUGUGGAUGUACUUUGCGCAGCGCUCCGAGUCCUCGCACGGUCGUCUGUUCCGUGCCAACCCCCUCCUUAUCUGCCUCGCCGGCUGCAGCGCCUGGGCCUUUGGGACCUUCUUCCACUUCUGGGGCGUGCUGGGCAGCACCAACAACAAGUUCAACUACAAGGUCUUCAUCCCCAUCGAGUCCGUCUUCGUGAACGCGUGCCUGCGCUUUGCCUUCAUGCCGACACUGUCGCUGGCUGCUAUGCACACGCCGCGCUUCUACGAAACGGCGGCUUUCCAGCUCUACAGUGUCAGCACCUCCGGUGGCGGCGUGGUGAGCAGUGCUGUCACGGCGGCCUUCAUGUCGAGCUUGGGUGUCACCACGGCGACGGGCUACUGGAAGGCGCUCCUUCUCUUCAUGGUGUUUAAGUUUGUUCCCGCGAUCAUUGCGCCAACGUUGCCCAAAUUUCGGGAGGACGAGACGCUCCCAGUGGCAGGGGAGCGCAAUCAGUCCCCAGACGAGGAGCAGGUGCAAGGGCAAGAGCUGCCCACCGCCAAUACUAAGUCCGUUGAUGUUCGUGUUGUGUAG